Molecule: messenger RNA, 1668 nt
Organism: Meriones unguiculatus (Mongolian gerbil)
Lineage: Eukaryota; Metazoa; Chordata; Mammalia; Rodentia; Muridae
Gene: Gtpbp10
Product: GTP binding protein 10
Exons: 10
Coding region: 66-1175 (369 amino acids)
Cellular component (GO): mitochondrion
Molecular function (GO): GTP binding; magnesium ion binding; GTPase activity
Source: RefSeq, a predicted model, not a curated record
UCAGAGGCGCGCCUAGCCCAAACCUGUGCGGGUCCUGCGGGCGGGAGUCGUGCCCCUCCGAGCUCAUGGUGCGCCCCGGCUGCGCGUUGUUGAGAAAGUAUGGAAAUUUCAUUGAUAACCUAAGACUCUUCACCAAGGGAGGAAGCGGCGGAAUGGGUUACCCUCGUUUAGGGGGAGAAGGUGGAAAAGGUGGUGAUGUCUGGGUUGUAGCCCAUAAAAAUAUGACCUUAAAACAACUUAAAAACAAAUAUCCUCAGAAACGGUUUGUGGCUGGAGAAGGAGCCAACAGUCGAGUUAGUGCACUGAAGGGCGCCAAAGGUAAAGACUGUGAAAUCCCUGUACCUGUGGGUAUUUCUGUAACUGAUGAAAAUGGUAAAGUUAUAGGAGAACUCAAUAAAGAAGAAGACAGAAUUCUAGUUGCUAAAGGUGGCCUUGGUGGCAAAUUACAUACAAAUUUCUUACCCUUGAAAGGCCAGAAGCAAAUAAUUCACCUUGACCUAAAAAUUAUAGCUGAUGUAGGCCUAGUAGGAUUCCCAAAUGCUGGAAAAUCCUCCUUGCUAAGUCGGGUUUCCCAUGCAAAACCUGUGAUUGCAGAUUAUGCAUUUACAACGGUAAGGCCUGAAAUUGGAAAGAUAAUGUACAAUGAUUUCAAACAGAUUUCAGUAGCUGAUCUCCCAGGUUUGAUAGAAGGAGCACAUAUGAACAAAGGAAUGGGCCACAAAUUCCUCAAGCAUUUAGAGAGAACCAAACAGCUGCUGUUUGUUGUUGAUAUUUCUGGAUUUCGGCUUUCUUCUGUAACUCCAUACAGAACAGCAUUUGAAACUAUAAUGCUUCUUACAAAAGAGUUGGAGUUAUACAAAGAGGAACUGCAGACAAAACCUGCACUCUUGGCAGUUAAUAAGAUGGACUUGCCAGAUGCCAACGUUAAACUUCAUGAACUGAUGAAGCAGCUCCAGAGCCCUGAAGAUUUCCUGCAGUUAUUUGAAAAAAACAUGAUUCCAGAGAAGGCUGUAGAGUUCCAGCAUAUCCUCCCCAUCUCAACAGUUACUGGUGAAGGGAUUGAGGAAUUGAAGACCUGUGUAAGAAAGGCGCUGGAUGAACAGGACCACAAAGAAAAUGAUGCCUAUCAUAGGAAACAGUUGCUUAGUUUGCAGAUGUCCAGUUCAGCAUCUUAGAGGGAGCCACAGCAAAGCGAGCUGUUGCCAUUUCCCGAAAAGGCAGCAUUUACAUCUAGGAAAGCCUAUUGAUGGGCUGCUUCUUGGUUCUAAGGAAGAAGAAAAUCAUGUUGUUCAAAACAUGGAUGAUCCUAGAAUGCAUUAUGUUUAAAGGAAUCGGGCAGACACAGCAAAACAAAUAUCGUGGUCUCACUCACACAUGGAAUCUUAAAACAACAAAUUAAACCUGAAAAAUGUCGAUUAUUUAUAUUAUUAACGGGAGCUAGAAAGUUAAGAGAUGUUGGUCAAAGAUACAAACUUUCAGUGAAACUCUGCAGCUCUGUUUAUACUUAGAACAACAUCUGCAUAUUUUGAAAAUUUGUAAGAAAGUAGGUUUAAGUGUUCUGGCAACAAAAAUAAUCUGAGAAAACGUAUUUUAAAACAGCUUGAUUUUUUUUUAUUUCAAAACAUGCUGUAUAUAAUAAAGACAUGUAUAAUUUUGUGUCAAUUAAAA